Messenger RNA from Fusarium keratoplasticum, 366 nucleotides. RefSeq lists its product as uncharacterized. Bases 1 to 366 code for a protein of 121 amino acids. The transcript has a single exon. Lineage: Eukaryota; Fungi; Ascomycota; Sordariomycetes; Hypocreales; Nectriaceae. The record is from RefSeq and is a predicted model, not a curated record.
AUGGGCAUCAUCGGAAACGUCGCCACCGGCCUUAUCGGCGGCCUACACAGCUACAUCCUCGUCCUCGAGAUGUUCCUCUGGACAGGACCCCGCGGACGCAAGACAUUCGGACUCACAAAGGAGUUCGCCGAGCAGACAAAGAGCCUCGCCGCCAGCCAAGGCCUCUACAACGGUUUCCUCUCUGCUGGGCUCUUCUGGUCGCUCCUCCACCCAAACCAGGAGUUUGCGACUCAACUCUCGACCUUCUUCCUUGGCUGCGUCGUCACUGCUGGGGCUUUUGGAGGCGCGACGGCUAACCCUCGCAUUUACUACGUGCAAAUGGCUCCUGCUGCCGUCUCGCUCGGUCUCGUUCUUCUUGGUCUCUAA